Messenger RNA from Puccinia graminis f. sp. tritici CRL 75-36-700-3, 4068 nucleotides. RefSeq names its product L-aminoadipate-semialdehyde dehydrogenase. The coding region runs from base 1 to 4068 and encodes 1355 amino acids. Lineage: Eukaryota; Fungi; Basidiomycota; Pucciniomycetes; Pucciniales; Pucciniaceae. The record is from RefSeq and is a predicted model, not a curated record. Gene Ontology annotation, molecular function: L-aminoadipate-semialdehyde dehydrogenase [NAD(P)+] activity. Gene Ontology annotation, biological process: L-lysine biosynthetic process. The transcript is spliced from 3 exons.
AUGACCAUCCCACUCUCAACCAACCAAAACAACGAAAACCAAUCCGAGAAACUAAAGCGGAUCUCAAGCCGACUCAGCUCAUUACCUUCUAUCGCACUACCCACCGACCACCCUCGUCCAAUCAACCAGUCCAUCAACCAGAAAGUCGUACAAGCCUCGAUCGACUCUCAGCUCAAUCAGAAGACCUCACUGGCCAUCUCAAGGCUAUCACUAUUGGAUACCGACCUAAUCGAUCGACCCAGUCCAUUCCAUCUCCUACUCACCAGUUUCUUGAUCUUACUCUAUCGUUAUACGUCCGAGACUGAUAUCCUGAUCGCCACCUCAAUCUUACAAUCAACACCUUCGUCCCGUCAACCAUUACUUCCUGGGGCCCUUUCCCUCAACGUCCUCUACAACUCCCUACUCUUUUCAUCCACUAGGAUACACACCCUCCUCGAACAACUCUCCGCCAUCAUCGUCCAGGCUUCUCUUCAACCCGACUCUUGCAUCAGCACCAUCCCACUUCUAGGGCCUCUCCAGCAACCCUAUCUACCCGACCCCUGUGAUGAUUUACAUUGGACAGAAUGGCCUGGUCCAAUCACCCAGAUCUUUGCUCGAAACUCGGAGCAGAAUCCUGAAAAGCUGUGUGUCAUCGAGCACUACGAUGGAACAAUUCCCCCGACGUCUAACCUCCAGCGCACCUUCACCUACUCUCAAAUUCAUCAUGCCUCGAACGUGCUUGCUCACCAUUUACUUCAACAUGGCAUUCUACCCGAGGAAGUCGUUACCGUCUAUUCAACCAGAGGCGUCGAUUUGGUGAUUGCCAUCAUGGGAAUCCUCAAAGCUGGUGCUACCUUUAGCGUCAUCGAUCCGGCCUAUCCUACUCAGAGACAAAAGAUUUAUCUUGAAGUCUCCAAACCCCGGGGCUUAAUUAUCCUCGAGAGAGCUGGAAAAUUGUCCACUGAGGUCGAGGCGUUCAUCAAAUCAGACUUGGAUAUUAAGGUCACCGUUCCAGCACUUGCUUUACAAAACACUGGUAAUCUCAAAGGUGGCCUCAUCGGAGCCAAAACCGGAGUGGAUGUCUUGGACGAUACCCAGCAUUUAGCUUCCCAAUUGCCCUCGGUGAAAAUUGGACCUGAUUCGAUUGGUACUCUUUCAUUCACCUCUGGUUCGACUGGAAUUCCCAAAGGUGUUCAAGGUCGUCACUUCAGUCUCACUCACUUUUUCCCCUGGAUGGCUCAGCAAUUCAACCUGGACAACACCAGCAAGUUUACCAUGUUAAGUGGUAUCGCUCAUGACCCCAUUCAAAGAGACAUCUUCACCCCCCUCUUCCUCGGUGCCGAAUUGCAUAUCCCCACAGCAGAAGAUAUUGGAACCCCCGGUCGAUUGGCAGAAUGGAUGGACGAUCAACAAGUUACGAUCACACAUCUCACACCUGCGAUGGGUCAAUUACUCUCAGCCCAAGCAUCCAGACAGAUCCCUUCCCUCAAGAAUGCCUUUUUUGUUGGCGAUGUCCUCACCAAGCGAGAUUGCUCCAGGCUUCAAAGCAUAGCCCCCAACGUCGAUAUCAUCAACAUGUUUGGCACAACAGAGACCCAACGUGCGGUUUCUUAUCAUCUGAUUCCCUCGAUCUCUAAAGAUCCAAUUUAUUUAGAAACGAAGAAAGAUAUCAUUCCUGCCGGAAGGGGCAUGAAAGACGUCCAACUGCUGGUCGUCAAUCGUGUCGCGAAAGGUUUGCAGUGCGGUGUCGGGGAGCUGGGUGAAAUCUACGUCCGAUCGAGUGGGUUGGCCGAAGGAUACCUUGGGCCGCCGGAAAUGUCAGCUGAGAAGUUCAUGCCCAACUGGUUCCAGUCCAUACCGUCGGAUCAACGAGCAGCGGAUAUCGAUUUGGGCGGUAAAUGGCUUGGACUGAGAGAUCGCCUCUACAAAACUGGGGAUCUCGGUCGCUAUCUGCCAGAUGGGACGGUCGAGUGUGUUGGUCGAUCGGAUGAUCAGAUCAAGAUUCGUGGCUUUCGAAUCGAACUUGGUGAAAUCGACACUCAUCUUUCUCAGCAUCCUUCGAUCAGAGAAAACGUUACCUUAGUUCGACGGGACAAGGAUGAAGAAAAAAUCCUCAUCACGUACUUUGUACCCAUCCAGUCAAAGUCUGGAUCAUCCGACCUUGCCCUCACUAGUGCUAGCGAAUUAGAAGACGAGGGAGAACUUGUGAGCGAGGUAGAGAAAGGGAUCAGAAAAUAUCGCAAGCUGAUCAGAAACAUCCGAGAAUACUUAAAAAAUAAGCUACCUGCUUACAGCAUUCCCACCCUAUUUGUACCCUUGGUACGAAUGCCAUUAAACCCAAACGGAAAAAUCGAUAAGCCAGCCCUCCCCUUCCCAGAUACCGCCCUCCAACCAUCAUCCAAAGCCAAGAAGUCCUCAACUCCUCAUCAGUUUUCUUCGACUGAGACCGCAAUCGAAACAAUUUGGAAAAACUUACUGCCAAAUAAUAUUUACAGCAAGUCGACGAUCCCCAAGAAUGAAAGUUUCUUCGAUCUUGGCGGUCAUUCCAUUCUGGCCACUCGCUUAGUCUUCGAAAUCCGAAAAACUCUGGCCGUCAACAUCCCAUUAGGGUUGGUGUUCGAAUACCCUACCAUCGGCUCCUUGGCUCAGCAGGUCGAUAUGUGCAGGAAUAAUGACUUCGGUUUAGCCAGAGAGGAUGAAGAACAGCCUCAUGAUGGUACCCAUUUGAGCCCAUCAGCCCAUCCCACUGGUUCAUCUUCAACGCCUCCAGGUCAACCUCAAAGCGCAUUUGAUUAUGCGGCCGAUGCCAAGGCGUUGAUGAAGACAUUGAAAGCCAGCUACUCGCAGCCGAUCAAGUCAAGCGAAAAGAAAACGGUCCUUCUUACCGGCGCUACCGGCUUCUUGGGCGUGUUUAUUCUCCGGGAACUUUUAAAUCAUUCCGAUCAAAUUGGCACAGUCAUCUGCCAUGUGCGAGCCAAAACCAGGGAGGCAGGGCUCAUUCGCCUUCGCGAGAGCUGUCAGAGUAGGGGGGCUUGGAACGAGGAGUGGUUAUCGGAGAACCUGGUUGAGGUAGUCCUGGGUGACCUCGAAUCACGACAGCUAGGUGUUGGUGACCGGACGUGGACUGAUCUGAGUAACCGAGUUGAUAUCGUUGUCCACAACGGCGCUUUGGUACACUGGGUUUAUCCAUACUCCAAGUUGCGAACCGCCAACGUCAUGGCUACUCUAACUCUCAUGGAACUAGUGGCCGUCGGGAAGCCGAAAGCGCUGACAUUUGUUUCAACGACCGCCGUCCUGGAAAAAGAUCAUUACGUCAGUCUGUCGGAUGCUCUCAUCCAGCAGGGUGAGAAAGGAAUUUCGGAGUCGGAUGAUUUGGAGGCGUCAGCAAGUGGACUCACCACCGGUUAUGGCCAGACCAAAUGGGUUUCAGAGCGACUAGUUACAGAAGCUGGUCGACGAGGUAUGCAAGGCGCAAUCAUUCGACCAGCUUACGUGCUUGGGGAUACCCAAACUGGUAUCAGCAACACCGAUGAUUUCUUAUGGAGAUUAGUCAAAGGAUGUAUUCAAAUCGGCUCAAUACCUGAUAUCCACAAUACUAUUAACAUGCUGCCAGUCAAUCACGUAGCAACUUGCACGGUUCUAGCCUCGCUUGAAGACCAAGAACCUUUGAAAGUUUACCAUCUCACCGCUCGACCCUUACCCAGAUUUAGCUCGUUCCUUGCUACCUUGGGACAUUACGGGUAUGAAGUCAGUAAGGAAGAUUACCUGACCUGGAGGGUCAGACUGGAACAAUCUAUCAUGAAGAACGACCCACAAGACAACGCAUUGUUUCCUCUACUACACUUCGUCCUAUCCGAUCUACCCUCGAGUACCAAAUCGGCGGAGUUGGAUGACUUAAAUACCACCCAGCUCUUGAAGAAAAACAAACUGAUUGAUCAUCGCUCGAUCGAAACUACCGACCUGGCCGUUUAUCUUGCUUGGCUAAACCAAGUCGGCUUCUUGCCUCCACCUCCAAACUCUGCAAACCCACUCCCUAGUUUAUCUCUUGAUCAUCACAUGAAGAAACUCAUCAGUCGAACUGGUCGUUGA